AUGUCGACGCCGCCAUGGCCGUGCUGCGCGUCGGACCAUCUCAUCCAAAUCGCCGCCAACUCGCCGUUGAAGAAAACCCUGGGAUUGACAUCUGAGCCCGAUGUCGCCUCGCCGCUCCCGCCGCUUCCUCCGGCAACAGUAGCGUCGCCUCUGCAGGAGCUUGUUUCAAAUGCCGACGCGGCUUGUUCAUGUAACUCUUCAUUGCAUGGCGCUUCGGGCUUGACCGCAGCGGAAGAGCCGCGCAAUCAACCGCGGACUCACGACGCACAGCAGCUUUCCGCGGCUGGCGGAGGCGCAAGAGGACCAGCGCAACAGACUUCCGCGCAGGCGGAGGCGCAAGCGGAUUUCCGCGUGUUUCUCCGCCCUUUCGCCUCUCCGCCACCCGUGCGCCUGGACGUGGAUGGCGAGGGCGGGUUUGCGCAACUUCUCGCUUCCGCGGAUUCCGCCGUUUCUUCCGCCAUUCCCCCUGCGUUCGCGCUGGACUCGCAGUCCGCGGAAGGGGAACGGGGAGCUGAGCUUGGCGCUCUUCCGUCGCGCACUUCUCCUCUCGGGGGGUCGCCGCUGCUUGAGCUCGCAUGCUCUUGUCCGCAUCCCGCCACGCAUGCGUCAGCAGAGGCGCUGCAACCGCCCGUUGCAGCAGAGGAGGCCGUAGCGGGGCAGUUUGUAGCGAGACAGGCUGUAGCAGGGCAGGCUGCAGCGGGACAGCUUGUAACGGGGCAGCUAAUAGUGGGGGAGAGAGAGGCCCUGGCGACCAGCGUAGUUGGCGGGGGGCCAACGGGAAGCGCGGAGGGCACGUGGGGGAGGGCGGUGGGCGCUGGGGGAAAUGCGCACUGCGUAGGGGCGAAUGGGGGGGGAGCGCGGGGGAGUGACGAGGGCGCGCGGUUCUGGGAGAGCUAUGUGGCGGAAAGGGCAGUGGCAGCGGGGGAGAUGGCGCAGCGGAAUUGGGGGGAGGAGGGGAGGGGUUGGUGUUUUCUCCCCGUCUCCCAUCCCUCCCCCUCCCAAUCCGUUCUCCCUUUCACCCAACCUCCCUCAUACAGCCUUGUACACUCCCUCCGUCCCUCUCCCGUCCCUCGCUUCCCCUCUGAAUCCCUUCUUCCCUCAUCUCCCCCUCCCCCCCUCCCCCCACCCCCCUUCCUCUCUUCCAAUUCCCAGGCUAGUGGUGAUGGUGGAGCGAUACAAGGUCUCAGUCGACUGCUCCUCACUCAGCUCGUGGUGAUGGUGGAGAGAUACAAGCUCUCAGUCGACUGCUUGUUUGCAGUUCAGUCAGCCCUGGAGCUCACACACUACCAUUCCUCUCUUCUCUCUCCCUCUCCCUCCCUAAACCCCAGGCUCGUGGUGAUGGUGGAGAGAUACAAGGUCGCAGUCGACUGCUUCAUGUUCCAUACACUUCGUCACUCCCACCUCCCUUCCCCCCCUCACCUUCUAAACCCCAGGCUCAUGGUGAUGGUGGAGAGAUACAAGGUCUCAGUCGACUGCUUCUUUGCAGUCUGGUUUGUGCUCGGCAAUAUCUGGGUCUUUGGCGCCAACUCUGCCGCCCAGACCGCCCCAUUACUUCUGAGCGUGGUGUUUCUGGCGCUCAGCUGUGUGAGCUACGCCAUGCCCUUCCUCCUCUGCGCCACCAUCUGCUGCUGCCUGCCCUGCAUCAUCACGCUCAUGGGCUUCGAUAACCACAUUGCCUCCAUCUCCCCUCCCCAGGCCCUGGCCUCUGAAGGCGCUGCUCCUGAUGAGAUUGGUCCCCAUCCCCAAUUCAUUCACCCUCUUUCCGUCUGCUUCCCUAUUCCCCACCCCUGCCCCGCUUCCUGUCCCCCUCCGCCCAUCCCUUUUUCCCCUCCCCCCUUAUCCAGUCUGAGCGUGGUGUUUUUAACAUUGAGCUGUGUGAGCUACGCCAUGCCCUUCCUCCUCUGCGCCACCAUCUGCUGCUGCCUGCCCUGCAUCAUCACGCUCAUGGGCUUCGAUAACGAUAUCGCCUCCAUUUCCCCGGCCUCCAAGGGUGCUGCUCCUGAUGAGAUCGCCUCGCUGCCGUGCUUUAAGUAUAAGGAGCUGAAGCGGAGGAGGAAGGGGGGGAGUGGUGGGGUUGGGAAGGGAAGCAGCAAGGGGAGUGGUGAGGUUGGGCUGCUGUGGGCGGGUAUGGACAAGGAGCGGGUAGUGCAAGGGGAGGAUGCGGUUGGGCUGCUGUGGGCGGGUAUGGACAAGGAGCGGGUAGUGCAAGGGGAGGAUGCGGUGUGCUGCAUCUGCUUGGGGCACUACAAGGAUGGGGCGGAGCUGAGGCAGCUUCCCUGCAACCACCACUUUCACCAAUCCUGUGUCGACACGUGGCUGCGGAUCAACGCCAGCUGUCCGCUCUGCAAGGUGGACAUCAGCGGGCGGCCCAAGGAGGCUGUGGAUCCUGUGCUAGCAAAUGAAUUUGCAGCAGCCUCCUUUGUCUAA
Messenger RNA from Closterium sp. NIES-65, 2427 nucleotides. NCBI's taxonomy places the organism in Eukaryota, Viridiplantae, Streptophyta, Zygnematophyceae, Desmidiales, Closteriaceae. The record is from the annotation of a GenBank genome assembly.